Messenger RNA from Pieris macdunnoughi, 4158 nucleotides. The record is from the annotation of a GenBank genome assembly. NCBI's taxonomy places the organism in Eukaryota, Metazoa, Arthropoda, Insecta, Lepidoptera, Pieridae.
AUGCACCGGUUAAUUUCGGCCCGGAACAUAUAUCAAAACAAUUUACAAGGAUUAAAUAAUUCUUCUCUUUUUGUUUUGAAAAACACAUUGGUUACAGAGGUAAAAUGCUCAUUUUGCCAAAGAAUCCUACAAUCAUCCUCUACUCCAGAAAACGUCUAUUCUAUAAGACAUCAAUCUACGAAAACAGCCAGUGCUCUUAAGACUCAUAAGAAAAAAAUCAAACACAAAGCUUAUAAAAAGUAUGGGGAACUUUUAGAAGUUAAUCAUGGAAGUAUGUUGGAAUCAAAAGUGUCAAUUAGUAAAUUACAUGCUUCUCACUUAUCAAAAUUAGCAUCAAGUUCAGUUUCUCUAGGACAACUGCAUCAACUGACAAAGCCUUUACAGAAAGUAAACAAUAUUGAAGUUGAUCCUGAGCUGUUGGAGACAGUGAAAAAGAAAAUUCUAAAGAAACCAUCUGAAAAUACUCUAGAAGAUGAUAAAUGUGCAUUAAUAUUUACAAAUCACAAAAUCACCGCUAUAGAAAAUAGAUUUAAAACAAAACAGUAUAAUGAUAUGGUCAAACAGAGUUAUUAUGAUUUUAGAAAAGCUACAUUAUUUGACCAAAGAUUACAGGACCUUAGAUAUGCCAUCAAUGAAGGUGUCACUCAAGAAUUUGAUUAUAAUGAGCCUUACAAAUCUGAAUCUUCAGUCACAGUUCCAAAGAGUCCACAUGCAGUAUUCCGAGAACUUUUUGUUGAUAAUCAAUUGUUGGAUAAUUAUGAUCAGGAACUCAUGGGCCAUUUGACCACUUUGCAAUUACAAGGUUUAUCACAUCAAGCACUAGAAGAAAUUUGUGAGGAUCCAGCUCUGCAGAAUGAGAUAGCUGAUAUUAAUCAGAGUGAUGACAUAGUAAAUUCAAAAAUUGAAGCAAUACAGAAUUUGGAUAUUAAAAAAGCGCAAAAGGCUUUGAAAGAUAAGCGUAAAAAAUUACGUGACAAGCGAAGAGCCGUGCAGGAAAUUAACAUGAAAGAAGAUAUAAAAGAACUGGAGCGGAGAGGGAAAGAAGAAGGAUUGCAAAGGACAUUGUCUUCACACUUGCAACUUCUCUGUUCACUGAAUAUGGUGGCUGAGGCUGAUCGAGUUCUAAAAUAUUAUAUGAUGAGAGGUUCAAAGAAUGCCCAACUGCCACAAGUGAACAAUGUUAAAAUAUACAACAUUCUCUUACAUGGACAUGCUUCCUUGGGGCAACUAGGCAAUGCAAAAUCAGUACUAUCACAAAUGCUUGACAAUGAUGUAGCUGUUAAUGCACAAACAUUUGCCGCUAUGUUUGAGUGUGUGGAGCGAAGCGAGGUUGAGGACAAGAACACAGUUUUGAGUUAUUAUAGACAAGUAAUGGAGGAAAAGGGCAUACAAUUAAAUGACCUACUCGACAAAUCAAAGUUCCUAUUUGAUCAACGUGAAACAGUCCUACAAGCUAUUCGACGUAUUGAACCACAUUUUGAACCCAAAUAUACACCGCCCCCUUUGGAUUAUAAUUGUCCCUUACUAAAUAAACUAAAACUGGAUAAUGUAGAUGACAGAAAAGGGUUAUUUAGAUCACCGGCAGAAGAUUUAUUAUCCUUUGAAGAAUUAAAGGCAAAAGGUGCAGAACAAAUAGCAAUGGAGAUGAACGGAGAAAUUGAUGUCGAGAAUAUUGCUUUAAAAGAUGAUGAGUCCGCUAGUGUUCGGGUAUAUCGGGAAUUAUGGAACGAUGCAGAAAAGGAAUGGCGUGAAGUUAUAAGGGAAGCGUUUAUACGAAAUUUGGGAACUCUCAAAUCACGAAGCAACGCUUCGCACUCGGCUAUCACGUUGUACCCAUAUCUUAAAGUGCUUGAGGUAGACGAGAUAGUGGAUCUAGUAAUGGGUGAGAUAACGAAGUUGGUGGAUGGAAGUGAGACGUACAGCCCCACACUCAAGUUGCUCCAGCGAGACUUGGGAGCUCAGGUGUACAGCAAAUAUCAAAUAGAUCAAUAUAAAAGGAAUGGUGUUCUUGAGAAAAUCGAAAAAGUCUACGAGAAAUACUGUAAAUGGUAUUUAGAAAGAUUUCCUCUGGAUGACACGGGGCGAGCGUACAAUGGGCGUCAGGCUUGGCAAAUCAUAGUGCAUCAGAACAGCGUGGGUGCUAGUUUGGAUAUAGAAGAGAAUCCAUGGUCGCAGGAAAUCCGACAGAAUAUUGGCAAAUUCCUUUACAAUAUCAUUAUUAAUGAUAUCAAGAUUGAUGUGAAUCUCUUUAAGCCCAAAACCAAAGUUAAAAAACUCCCAGCGGUGUAUAAAGUCCACCGUCCGUGGGGUCGUUAUUACCGCCUGGAGUUGAAACCUCACCCCGUGCUCAUACGUCUUUGUGCGGCCACGUCCCGUCCGGCGUUGCGUAUGCGCACGUCUUUGGCGCCCACCGUGUCUCCGCCCACGCCUUGGCUCACUGCCACUACGCCAGCUGCUUAUUUGUUGACUGGCACGCCGCUAGUAAGAAUGCCAAUUUAUGUGAUGAGUCAAAUGCAACGACUAAAAGAGGCCCCUCAGGCGGAUUUGUACCCAGUACUUGAUAGUUUGAACCAAUUGGGUGAAGUCCCGUGGGUCAUAAACCAACCCAUACUCGAUUUGCAGCUGAAACUGUUUCGAUCGGGCGGUGAUAAAAAGCUAGACAUUCCACCUCCCGCUUCCUCUCUACAGUUAUCAGAAAUAGAAGCGCCAUCAAACGGUUCGGAGGCCAGCGCUUCAUACAAACGACGAAUUGCCUUGAACCGCGCACGCGCAGAUAUGCAUUCGCUGUGGUGCGAUUCGCUGUACAAGCUGUCUUUGGCCAAUCAUUACAGGGAACGAAUGUUCUGGCUACCACACAACAUGGACUUCCGCGGUCGCGUAUACGCAGUCGGCCCGCACGUGUCCGCUCUAGGUGCGGACGCGGCACGUGCGCUUCUCAUGCUCGCCCGCGAAAGGCCGCUGGGCAAACGUGGCCUCUAUUGGCUUAAACUACACGCUAUCAACCUAACUGGGACUAAAAAAAGGAGUACGGUACAAGAGAGGAUAGAAUACGCAGACAGCAUAAUUGACCAGAUCCUAGACUCGGCAGACAAUCCGUUAGAUGGCGCUGGUUGGUGGAAGAAUUCUGAGGAGCCCUGGCAAACCUUGGCCUGUUGUAUGGAGAUAGCCAAAGCCGUACGGUCACCCAACCCCGAAGAGUACAUGUGUGGAUUCCCCGUACACCAAGACGGAUCCUGCAAUGGCCUGCAACAUUACGCAGCUUUGGGCGGAGACUCUUCCGGGGCCUCGGCUGUUAAUCUUGCGCCUUUGGAUCGACCGCAAGAUGUUUAUAGCGAAGUCGCUGCAUUGAUUGAAACAAUGCGAAUCCGUGAUGCUGAAGCUGGUGUCCAGCCAGCGAUCAUCUUGGACGGGUUUGUCAGAAGAAAGGUGAUCAAACAGACGGUUAUGACCACUGUCUAUGGAGUUACCAGGUUCGGGGCCCGGCUGCAGAUCGCUAAGCAGCUUAAAGAUAUAGACGAUUUCCCCAAGGAGCACGUUUGGUCCUGUUCCCAAUAUCUCACGACGAAGACCUUCGACAGUCUUCGGGAGAUGUUCACUUCAACUAAACUUAUACAGGACUGGUUCACCGAUUGUGCCAAGUUAAUAUCGGGCGUGUGCGGGGAAAGUGUCGAAUGGCGAACACCUUUAGGCCUUCCCGUGCUGCAGCCCUACUACCGUCGUGCUAACUCUAGCACCUCCCCUUGCGCGCCGCCUGUCGACUUGCACCAACGUCCAUGCACAAUGAAGCAACGGAACGCGUUUCCGCCAAAUUUCAUCCAUUCCCUGGACUCGUCCCACAUGAUGCUGACGGGACUCCAUUGUGAGGCUGCGGGGGUGACCUUCGUCUCGGUGCAUGACUGCUUUUGGACGCACCCUGAUACCGUCGACCAAAUGAACCAGAUAUGCCGUGAACAAUUUGUUGCACUUCACUCACAGCCCAUACUCAAUGAUUUGUCGGAAUUCAUGGUCAAACGAUACAGCUACUCAGAAAAUGAAAUACAAAAUGGCGCUGUCGGUAUCUCAAACAAGAAACGCGUAAAUGCUUUACUACAAAAAGUGCCAGAAAAAGGAGAUUUUGACAUUAAUAGUGUUUUAAGAUCUGUGUACUUUUUCAGUUAA